Messenger RNA from Cyprinodon tularosa, 1425 nucleotides. RefSeq names its product ICOS ligand-like. The transcript is spliced from 6 exons. Bases 416 to 1348 code for a protein of 310 amino acids. Lineage: Eukaryota; Metazoa; Chordata; Actinopteri; Cyprinodontiformes; Cyprinodontidae. The record is from RefSeq and is a predicted model, not a curated record.
UGCUUGUUGAUCUCAUGCUUCCGAUCAACAGGUGGGUGGGUGUGUGGCCAAAAAGCAGUCUAACAGGUUAAACCAACCUCCACAGAUUCAAUUGUUCCUCAUCGGAGACUUUUCUGCGCCUGAUGUCCUGCUCUGUUCUUCCAUUAACUUCUAUCCGCAGUUUGUUUUAGUUUGUUUCUAUCUGAGGUGACUUAAACCAGGAGACCAGGUAGGAUAUGUCACAACAAGUCCCAGCAUGACUGAUCAAGUGGAAAGGUGCGCACAUGGCGCGGCGCUGGACGAGGAAGUGAGGCCGAACCGACCUGCGCUGUGAGGAGAUAACUGUGAGGAGAAUGGACGAGUUUCGGUUUGUCAAAACUAAGGAAUCCUACAUGAAAGAGCCGUUUAGGGGUGUUGUUUGCGCUCUCUUGCGCCAAUGAACGCGCAAAUGUCGGUGGCGCUGUGGCGCGGCGCGGCACUGCUGCUCUGCUGCGCCUGUUUGUGCGCCGCUGUGGAGGAAGAGUGUGUCCUCGGUAUAGUGGGGAACCCGGUGUUACUGCCCUGCCUUUACCCAGACCUAAGCUCAUUUCUCAACUUCUCUAUCGAGUGGAGAAGAAACGAUGAAGCUGUGCUCAGAUCACUGUGGAAAGAGGAUGGGGACGUGGAGACAUGGAGCUUGAAUCAUGUCAGCAUUUCCACUGAUGUACUUUCCACUGGAGACCUUUCUCUCACGCUGCCAUCUGCUCAUCCCAAACUGGACAGGAUGAUGGGCUUUGGUCCGUCUAGCGGCUUCACUCCAGCAGGUCUCGGUCCUAUGCCUGGAUCAGACACUUGGGAAACUCAGUCAGUCCAGUGCAGCACAGCAAGUUUCAGCCCCCCCGAAGUGAUGAAGGUGCCUUCAGAAGAAAAUUCGACCACCUACCUGUGUCACUCCUCAGGGGGCUACCCCCAGCCUCUAGUUCACUGGAUCAUCAAUGACAGCCAGGAGCCCCCCAAUGGCUCAGUGGAAACCCAGGCGUUGAUUGACUCCCAUCUGUACAACCUAACAAGCCACCUGACCCUCAACUUCUCCAGCCCUGCCACCGUCUCAUGCACCAUUGAGAAUCAGUCCAUGAAUGAAACGCUGACAUCCAAAUACGGAGAGACCCCCAAGGUGAGGCGGGCGUCAGAGGGCAUGUGGAUCUUCAGCACCGUCCUGUGCGUGGUGGUCGCCCUCAUGGUGAUAGCCGGGUUGUGUUAUCAGAUUAACCUGGACAAGAUUAGUAAGAGGAGGAAGAAGGAAUUUGAGAAACCACAUAGAGGAAGACGACAGCGGUACAAGCAGGCAGCCGAGGUGAUGAUGGAGGAAUCAAAGGAGACUGACGUGUGACAAAAGGACAAAGGGACAAAAAAAAACCACCUGAUCCACCGUCAAUUUUUACUGCAAGUCCAAAGAAGCACUGAUGU